AUGAAGGAUCAUUUAUCAUAUUAUUUGGGAAAAUUAACAUGUAUGUAUAGCGUGGAUGGAAAUAUUCAGGAGGAACAGGUGCGGAACAACAAUCAUACUAUUCACGCAACCAUGAGGAUCCUGGAGGAGUAUAAAAAUAGGCUGUUUUUCUACUACAUCAUAAGGGAUAAUUUGCCCACGUACCAUCAUGACUCUUUUAUAAAUGUGCAUAGGAAAGCGUUUACCUUAUUCAUAAAUGAGCUAGUUAUUAUGGAGGAGUCUCAGUUAAAUGGAUGUGUACUCGAAUCAAGGACACUUAUGGUGGAAGCCCACAGAUGA
Messenger RNA from Plasmodium inui San Antonio 1, 318 nucleotides. RefSeq lists its product as hypothetical. Lineage: Eukaryota; Apicomplexa; Aconoidasida; Haemosporida; Plasmodiidae. Bases 1 to 318 code for a protein of 105 amino acids. The transcript has a single exon. The record is from RefSeq and is a predicted model, not a curated record.